Brassica napus (rape) is the source of this 1583-nucleotide messenger RNA. RefSeq names its product putative nuclease HARBI1. The coding region runs from base 144 to 1442 and encodes 432 amino acids. Lineage: Eukaryota; Viridiplantae; Streptophyta; Magnoliopsida; Brassicales; Brassicaceae. The transcript is spliced from 2 exons. The record is from RefSeq and is a predicted model, not a curated record.
AUCAAAAACCUUAUCAUCAAAACCUUUGUAAUAUUUUGGAACGAAAACCAUUGUAAUAUUUGUCUGCUACUUGCUUCUCUCAAUCCUUUGUAUCCAUCUCAUCAACUUGCUUCUCUGUACCAUAACCAUAAUCAGGAUAAGCAAUGUCGUCAUCUUCAUCUGAUGAAAAUGAUGAAAUCGAGGAGAGAUUGGAUGAUAUUAUCGAAGAUUUCAUUGACGAAAUUUACGACGAUAUAGUGGAGGCCGAACCCAUACCGCAAAGAACCCGUAGCUAUACUGAACGACACCGCGAAGGAGGACAGCACCAGCUAAGCAAUGACUACUUCAACGACGACCAUUCGACAUAUUCGAUACAAACUUUCAGACGCCGAUUCCGCAUGAAUAAGGGAUUAUUCAUGCGUAUUGUCGAUGGCCUUGAACAAUUCUUUCCAUUCUUUCAGCAAAGAAAAGAUGCAACGGGGAGGUGGGGUCUUACUGCACUACAAAAAUGCACGGCAGCAAUUCGUCUACUUGCUUAUGGAAAUUCGGCUGACACGGUUGACGAAUAUCUCCGACUUGGUGAGAGCACUGCACUUUCUUGUUUACAUCAUUUCACUGAUGGGAUAAUACAGUUAUUCGGAGAUGAGUAUCUGCGACCACCCACAGCAGAGGAUCUUCAACGACUACUCGAUAUGGGAGAGAAACGAGGGUUUCCUGGGAUGGUCGGGAGCAUUGACUGUAUGCACUGGGAGUGGAAAAAUUGUCCAACCGCUUGGAAAGGACAGUACGCCCGUGGCCACGGAAAACCGACUAUUGUUCUAGAGGCCGUAGCUUCACAAGAUCUUUGGAUUUGGCACGCAUUUUUUGGUCUUCCAGGUACCUUAAAUGAUCUUAAUGUCCUCGAUCGAUCUCCUGUGUUUGAUGACCUUUUAGAAGGUCGAGCUCCCAGUGUGAGGUACAUGGUCAACAACCACAUGUAUAAGUUGGCAUAUUACCUCACAGAUGGUAUAUAUCCAAAAUGGUCAACAUUUAUCCAAACUAUCGCACUCCCUCAAAGUCCUAAACAACAGUUAUUUGCUCAAGUUCAAGAAUCAGUCCGAAAAGAUGUCGAACGGGCUUUUGGAGUAUUGCAAGCUCGGUUUGCGAUUGUGAAAAACCCGGUUCGUACAAUGGCCAAAGAGAAGAUAGGGAAGAUAAUGAGAGCAUGUAUCAUACUACACAAUAUGAUAGUUGAAGAUGAACGAGAUGGUUAUUCAAUGCGGUACGAUAUUUCAGAAUUUGAAGAAGGAGAAUCUUCCAAAACUUCGGAGGUCCUAAACGCAAACCCUACACUAAACGAAAUCCCGACAAUUCUCAAUAAUAUAUUUCCCAACCGAAAUGAUCUUCGUGAUAGGCAAACUCAUGAACGAUUGAAGAAUGAUUUGAUCGAAAACAUUUGGAAUAAAUUUGGCGAUGAAGAUUAAUAAUUAGUAUCUUUAUAUUUAAACCUUGUAUCUUUUAAUCCUUGUAUCUUUAAAUUCAAUCCUUGUACCUUUUAUUUUAAUUAUGCAAUUAAUAAAUUUUCAAUUUCAAUUUUUUUUAAAAAAAAUAAUAAUAUUUUAAUG